This is a messenger RNA of Caenorhabditis angaria, 507 nucleotides long. The record is from the annotation of a GenBank genome assembly. Lineage: Eukaryota; Metazoa; Nematoda; Chromadorea; Rhabditida; Rhabditidae.
AUGGCACCAACCAAGGCACCAGUCAAGUCCGCCAAAGUCGCCAAGGCUGUCGACGCCAAGAAGAAGGUCGUCAAGGGUGGAAACACCACUCACCGCAAACAAGUGCGCACAUCCGUCCACUUCCGUCGUCCAAAGACCCUCCGUUUGGCCAGAAACCCAAGGUUUGCAUUUUUCCGCGGGAUAUUUCUGAGAUAAUUUCAGAAUUUUUCCAGAUUUGCCCGCAAAUCUGCGCCAGCCAUCCCAAAAUUGGAUGCCUACAAAACCAUCCAACACCCAUUGACCACUGAAUCGGCCAUGAAGAAGAUUGAAGAUCACAACACCUUGGUCUUCAUCGUCGACGUCAACGCCAACAAAAAUCAAAUCAAACAAGCCGUCUUCAAGCUCUACAACGUGAAAGCGCUCAAAGUCAACACUUUGAUCACACCACUCCAACAAAAGAAGGCCUACGUUCGUUUGAGCGCUGACUACGAUGCUCUCGAUGUUGCCAACAAGAUCGGAGUCAUCUAA